Messenger RNA from Formica exsecta, 2732 nucleotides. Its product is annotated as chitinase-3-like protein 1. Gene Ontology annotation, molecular function: chitinase activity; chitin binding. The transcript has 5 exons. The record is from RefSeq and is a predicted model, not a curated record. Gene Ontology annotation, biological process: carbohydrate metabolic process; chitin catabolic process. Gene Ontology annotation, cellular component: extracellular region. Bases 1111 to 2559 code for a protein of 482 amino acids. Lineage: Eukaryota; Metazoa; Arthropoda; Insecta; Hymenoptera; Formicidae.
UGCGUUUAAAUAAUGUCUUUUCGAAAUUUUUCUUAAUCUUAUGUUUUAAAAUUGUUAUUUUAUCUCAAUUAAAAAGUGCGUCAAUUAUAUUGUGCACUCUUAUAUUUGCGCCUUCAGUCGUGCGUAUAUUAUUAAUGUCACAUCUGUUUAUAAUUGUUUUAUAUAUCUUUUAUUAUUGUUUUUCAUACAUUGUUGCAAAUGUCAUGAUCUGUAUCUUCAUUCGUAUAUAAUUUAUUGAAUUAUUACUCGAUGAUGUGAGAUCGAGUGAGAACUUAUGUAUAAUGGUAUUCGAUAAUCAAUAUCUCGCACUUGUAAAAUAUUUGGAUAACAGGGGUCUGUAACGAUGUAAUACAGAUAAAAACAAAACGUUAUGAAAAAACGAUAAAAAGUAAUGGAAACAUUUGCUUUUCAGUUUAAAUUAAUAAGUAUAUGUUAUGUAAGUAGAAUUGUCAAAAUUCUCUGCUGAUUGAAAUAAAUCAAAAACGUUCUUCAUUAUUUGCUUAUCGAAUGUUAUAUAAUGUCUAUCCACAAAAAAUAACACACAUUGAUCAAUUAUUAUAAUAUGUAUUAUUUUACGAAAUUUUAGAAAUACAUUCAAAUUAUUGAUAUAUUGUAUUACAAAACUAUAUAUAUAUAUAUAUAAUAUAAAAGUGUUGAUCGAAAGAUUAACGUUGCUGAUCUCUUCGUUUUGUAUAGAAUUAAAAGAUAUAUAUUCGAGAAGAAGAAAUAGAGAGAAAUAAAGAUAUGUAAAAUACAUAAAGAAAAAUACAUAUAUAGAGAUAAUAAUCAGCCUUAUGCAAAGUACUUGACGAACGAUACAGGUGUUCGGGUCAGAUCUGUGGAUUGAUUUGUGGGAUCAAGUGUUCAACAAAAUUAAAUAUAUAAUGACGUUGUACCUGUAUAUGUUUUCGAAGGUUUUUGACGAUAAUAAUAUGUAUGUAUAUACCUUUUCUUAUGCGCUUGAUUGAAUUGUAUUGACAUUAAUAAUCGUGAUUAAACAGACGAAAAUCGCGCAUUACUUUCGACAGAGCAUAUAUAUAUCGUGUGUAAGAAUGAAAUUUUGGUACUACGUUUUUACGUACUAUCGAAGGAAUCGACCCUGGUUAUGAGAUGAAUCGUUGGAUAUUCAUUUUCGCGGCUUUGGCCGCUUUGGCUUCGGCAGCCAAUUCAAAAAAGAAGAUCGUAUGCUACUUCGGUAGCUGGUCCGUUUAUCGACCUUCGGAUGGCAAAUUUGACAUCUCUUACAUUCCACCGCAGCUUUGCACUCAUAUGAUCUAUACUUUUGUCGGUAUCACUUCGGACGGCGAUAUCAAAGUUUUGGACUCGUGGCAAGAUCUAACCGAAAAUUGGGGCAAGGGCGGCUUCCACAAUUUUAACAAGCUUCGGGAACAGAGUCCGGGAACUAAAACGCUCAUCGCCAUCGGUGGAUGGAACGAGGGAUCCGCUAGGUACUCCGAGGUCGUCGGCGAUCCGAUUCGUCGCUCAAGAUUUGUCAAGAAUGCCGUUGAAUUCGUAAAGAAAUACAAUUUUGAUGGUUUCGACCUUGAUUGGGAAUAUCCUAACCAGCGUGGUGGCAAGCCAGAGGAUGUGCAGAAUUUCGUACGUCUACUUGAGGAAAUGAGACCUGAAUUUGAUAAACACGGGCUUCUUCUCAGCGCUGCCGUUGCCGCUGCCGAGCCUUCGGCUUCUCUAUCCUAUGAUAUCCCCAAAUUGUCCAAAUAUUUAGAUUUCAUCAACAUUAUGGCAUAUGAUCUUCAUGGUGCUUGGGAGAAAACAACUGGUCUUAAUGCUCCGCUUUAUCCGCGCAAAGGCGAGUCUGGAAAUGAUCUUAAACUCAACGUUGAUGCGUGCGUACGUUAUUGGUUGAAGAGUGGUUGCGCGCCCGAGAAGCUGAUUCUCGGUGUGGGAUUCUAUGGUAGGGCAUUCACUCUCACCGACAAAAAUCAGAACGGUCUUGGAGCUCCUGCCAAAGGACCUGGUACUGCUGGUCCGUAUACUCGUGAGGCUGGAAUGCUCGGCUACAAUGAGAUUUGCGACUUCUUGAAACAGGGUGGAUGGACGGUUGUCCGCGAUGCAGAGGAUAGCACUCCAUACGCUUUCAAGGGUGAUCAAUGGGUUGGCUAUGACGAUGUAAUUUCCCUUAACCAGAAGAUGGAUUACGUCAAUUCCUUGAAUCUCGGUGGUGCGAUGUUAUGGAGUAUCGAGACCGAUGAUUUCCGUGGCAAAUGCGGUGAAAAGUAUCCUCUACUGAAAACAUUGAAUGUCAAACUAAGAGGAGAAAUUCCGAUAGAACCGCCUAAACCGACGGAAGUGCCUAACAACACAAAUUCGCCUAAGCCAACUGCACAACCGACACAACCACCAGCGACUGCUCCUCCCACAGGUAAUUGCAAGAAACCUGGUUUUAUCCGUGAUGAAAAAGACUGCAGUGUAUUCUACCAAUGCGUGGAUCAGAAUGGCGCUUACCAAAUAGUAAAAUUCACUUGCCCAAAUGGUCUAGCUUUCGAUCCCAGCAUCAACGCUUGCAACUUUAAAAAUCUUGUUGAUGGAUGCAAAUAAUGAUAAGAAACAGCUAUCAUGUAUAUGUAACGCUUCUGUCUAUUAUAUGGUGAGCAAGGCCAUAUAAUAAACAAAUACGUAUACGUGUACAAUUUGUAAUACUUAUAUAAAUAUAAUCGUUAAAUAAACAUUUUUCAUCCUUAUUUUUUCUCGCGUUGUUUAUAAAUACCAUA